This is a messenger RNA of Erythranthe guttata (spotted monkey flower), 2184 nucleotides long. It is a transcript of the gene RPT2, whose product is annotated as Phototropic-responsive NPH3 family protein. The record is from RefSeq and is a predicted model, not a curated record. Lineage: Eukaryota; Viridiplantae; Streptophyta; Magnoliopsida; Lamiales; Phrymaceae. Gene Ontology annotation, molecular function: protein binding.
AUGCAAAUUACAAAAACUACAUCAAAUAAAAGUUAUAUACUCAUUAGUCCCCAGAAAAAAAUAAAAAUAAAUAAACCCUCUUUUGUCCUGUCCCGCUAAAAACCAAACUUAAAAAAAAAUUAAUUAAUUUGCAUGGCCAAAAAGCAACUUGCAAGCUAGAAAUUAAGCUCUUUAUAUCCAACACCACUAAACCCCAUUUUUUUGUCAUCUGAAAAAAGCUCAACUCUAGAAAAUGGCUAAUAGGCACAAUCUUGCAAUGGAGAGAACUGGCCAAUGGGUUUUCUCUCAAGAAGUUCCAACUGAUGUUAUUGUUGAAGUUGGCGAAGCCAGCUUUUCUCUUCACAAGUUCAUGCUAGUAGCGAAGAGCAAUCUGAUUAGAAAACUGAUUCUGGAUUCAAAAGAAGCCGAUCUAACGAGAAUAAACCUCUCCGGGAUACCCGGCGGCGCCGAAAUCUUCGAAAAGUCAGCCAAAUUCUGCUACGGCGUCAACUUCGAGAUCACUGUCCACAACGUCGCAGCACUCCGGUGCGCCGCCGAGUACUUACAGAUGACCGACGUUUACUGCGACAACAAUCUCGCCGGAAGAACAGAGGAUUUCCUGUCCCAGGUUGCCUUAACAAGCCUCUCCGGCGCACUCGUCGUCCUUAAAUCAUGUGAAGAUCUUCUUCCCAUGGCCGAGGAUCUCCGAAUCGUCCAAAAAUGCGUCGAAAUUGCUAGCGCCAAGGCUUGUGUGGAGGCAAAUUUCCCAAGCCGGUCGCCGCCGAACUGGUGGACGGAGGAGCUAACAAUCCUGGAAAUAAACUUCUUCUCCAAAAUCAUAACAUCAAUGAAGACACGUGGCGCCAAGGGUCUAACCCUAGCCAGCGCUAUCAUCACCUACACCGAGCGAUCCCUCCGCGACCUCGUCCGCGACCACUCCGGCGGAAACGGAAUCGGAAUCAGAUCCACCGAAUAUUCCGACACCGAUCUACGCAGCCGCCAGCGCGGCCUCCUCGAAUCGAUCGUCUCUCUCCUCCCGCCCGAGAAAUCCGCCUUCCCCGUAAAUUUCCUCUGCUGCCUUCUCCGCACCGCAAUCUUCUUAAAAGCCGACGCCAAGUGCAAAACGGAGCUCGAGAAGAGGGUUUCGGCGAUUCUGGAGCACGCGACGGUGGACGAUCUGCUGGUUUUGUCGUUCACGUACGACGGCGAGCGGCUGUUCGAUCUGGAGAGUGUGAGGAAGAUUAUAUCGGGAUUCGCGGAGAAGGAGAAGAACGUGGCCGUGUUCAACGCCGGAGAUCUGAAGGAGGUGUGCUCCACUGCGAUGCAGAGGAUUGCGAAGACGGUGGACGCGUAUUUGGGGGAAAUUGCUACUUAUGGUGAAUUGGGGAUUUCGAAGUUUAAUGGGAUCGCGAAUUUGGUGCCCAAGGCGGCGCGUAAGGUGGACGAUGACCUUUAUCGGGCUAUUGAUAUCUACUUGAAGGCACAUCCGAAUCUAGACGAAAUCGAGCGUGAGAAAGUAUGCAGUGUGAUGGACCCGCUCAAGCUAUCGUACGAGGCUAGGGUCCACGCCUCGCAGAACAAACGACUCCCGGUCCAGAUAGUCCUGCACGCGCUCUACUACGACCAGCUCAUGCUUAGAAGCGGUGCUGACGAGGACGACCAUAAGACGCCCGACGCGGGGUCCACGAGAAACCAGCUCCAGGCUGACGUGUCGCUCGCAAAGGAGAACGAGGCCUUGAGAACCGAGCUUCUCAAGAUGAAGAUGUACAUACAAGAUAUUCAAAGACCUCAAGGUACAACAUCUAAAGCGGUGAGUACCAGUACCAGUACCAGUGCUAGUGCUAGUGCUAGUACGAGUAGGAAGCCUAAGUUCUUCUCGUCUAUGUCGAAGACUUUGGGGAAAUUGAACCCGUUUAAACAUGGAUCGAAGGAUACUUUAAAUUUAGACGAGGGAAUGCCGGAUUUGACCAAGCCUAGGAGGAGGAGGUUUUCAAUAUCUUAAGUACUUUAGAGAAUUGCAUUUUUUUUUUUUUUUGUGAUUUUCUUUUGGGUGUGCUGAAAAUGUUGUGUAAAGAGUUUGUUGAAUUUUGUGUUGGAUGUGUGGUGCCUAAGAAACUGUUGUUAUGGCUGCUUCAGUUUGAUUAUCUUAGACAAUUUGAUUGUUGGAAUGUUUGGUCUAACUUCUUGAUUGAUGUCUGCCUUGUU